AUGGGUUACUGGCAGGGCGCCCUCGUCAAGAUGGGGUUAGCCCAGCCAGGACCCAAAAUCUCUUCACAUGAUCGUGCCGUCCUCGACCUCAAACUACAGAGGGACAAGAUGAAACAAUAUCAAAAACGACUUCAGGUCAUAUUGGACAGAGAACAGGAUAUCGCCAAGGAAGCGUUGAAAGUGGGUAACAAGAAGAGCAGAGCUUUGACAGCUUUGAGACAGAGGAAAUAUCAAGAACAAUUGUUAUCCAGGACAGAUGCUCAGUUGCAGACUUUGCAAGAACUCGUCAGCACCAUCGAGUUCACACAGAUCCAAUCGACCGUCAUGCAUGGCUUGUCUGUUGGAAACGAAGUGUUAAAACAAUUACAUGCGGAGAUGUCUUUGGAUAAGGUGGAGAGACUUAUGGAUCAGACCAGGGAGGGAAUUGAGUAUCAGAGGGAAAUCGACGAAACUCUCAUUUCCAAAAUGUCACCAGAAGAAGAAGAGGCCGUUCAAGCGGAAUUACUACAACUACAACGUGAUGCUCUGCCGAGUGUACCGAUCGAAGAAAGAGAAGAGAGGGUGGAAUUGCCUUCGGUACCGGGGGAAGAACCAGCAGAAGUGCCAGAGGAAGUCAAAGCGGCAGGUGAGUAUCCUAUCUUAAUAAGACUGAAACGGGGUGACUGA
Tremella mesenterica DSM 1558 is the source of this 666-nucleotide messenger RNA. RefSeq lists its product as uncharacterized. The record is from RefSeq and is a predicted model, not a curated record. Gene Ontology annotation, cellular component: ESCRT III complex; multivesicular body. Lineage: Eukaryota; Fungi; Basidiomycota; Tremellomycetes; Tremellales; Tremellaceae. Bases 1 to 666 code for a protein of 221 amino acids. The transcript is spliced from 7 exons. Gene Ontology annotation, biological process: late endosome to vacuole transport via multivesicular body sorting pathway; vesicle budding from membrane.